UAUAAACAAGAUGUUAAUUAAACAUAUGAAUAUUAUAUUUUUUAAAUAUUUUUUGUGUAAUGAAUUGCAAUAAAUAUUUAUCAUGUACAAUAGUUACUAAUAGUCAUUAAAAUGUAUAAAAGUUAUAUGAAAUGAUAAUGUGUUAUUAAUAUAAAAGAUUAUAGAUUAAAAAUCUGACAUUUGUAAAUUUUUUUAUUAAUAAAAAUCAAAUAAAAUCACGUAUUUCGAUAUGUGGAAACCGUUUGAGGCUGGUAGUUCACCAAUUGAUUGGUGUGAACGCAAUUAUAGUAUUUCUUCUAGUAUUGCAGAAUUUAUGAAUACGUUGAGUAAUGUAGUAUUUUUAUUACUUCCUCCUGUUCUUAUGCAUCUCUUUAGAGACUAUGGUCGAUUUAUAAAUCCUGGUAUUCAUAUAAUUUGGUUUUUACUAAUGAUAGUAGGUCUUAGUAGUGCAUAUUUUCAUGCUACUUUAUCUCUUAUAGGACAAUUGCUAGAUGAAUUAGCAAUUUUAUGGGUAUAUAUGGCUGGUUUUUGUAUGUUUCUUCCAAGAAGAUAUUUUCCAAAUAUUUUACACAAUGAUAGAAAACUUCUUGCUAUAUGUGCAACUUUACCAACUCUGAUUGCAACUGGUUUAUCUUUUAUACAUCCUGCAAUAAAUGCAUUUGCUUUAAUGAGUCUUGGUAUACCUGCAUUUGGAUUUAUGAUCAUUGAAUUAAAAAGGACAAAGUCAAUGAGAGUUUAUAGGUUGGGUUUACGAUGUGGUGCUGUGUGGUUAUUAGCAGUUGCUUGUUGGUUGAAUGAUCGUUUAUUUUGUGAUACUUGGUUGAACCUGAAUUUCCCUUAUUUACAUGCACUUUGGCAUUUGUUUAUUUUUAUUGCAAGUUACACAGCAGCUGUACUUUUUGCAUAUUUUUCUGUAAAAGAGGAAAAACCACAGCAAUCACCAGUAUUAAAAUAUUGGCCAAAGGAUGACUUUGAACUUGGUAUACCAUAUGUGACCAUUAGAAGUUACGUUAAACUAGAUAUUAAUACAAAUAUAUAAUUAUUAAUCUAAAUUAUAAAGGCUGUCUUGCAUUUAUUAGAUAAUGACAAGUGAUUUAAAAUAAAAUAUAUUA
This is a messenger RNA of Apis laboriosa (Himalayan honeybee), 1112 nucleotides long. It is a transcript of the gene bwa, whose product is annotated as alkaline ceramidase. The transcript is spliced from 5 exons. Bases 230 to 1039 code for a protein of 269 amino acids. Gene Ontology annotation, biological process: ceramide metabolic process. Lineage: Eukaryota; Metazoa; Arthropoda; Insecta; Hymenoptera; Apidae. Gene Ontology annotation, cellular component: membrane. The record is from RefSeq and is a predicted model, not a curated record. Gene Ontology annotation, molecular function: hydrolase activity, acting on carbon-nitrogen (but not peptide) bonds, in linear amides.